Messenger RNA from Populus nigra (black poplar), 1923 nucleotides. Its product is annotated as AAA-ATPase At3g28580-like. The transcript has a single exon. Bases 207 to 1733 code for a protein of 508 amino acids. The record is from RefSeq and is a predicted model, not a curated record. Gene Ontology annotation, molecular function: ATP binding; ATP hydrolysis activity. NCBI's taxonomy places the organism in Eukaryota, Viridiplantae, Streptophyta, Magnoliopsida, Malpighiales, Salicaceae.
UUAAACAAAAAAAAAAGAAAUAAAAUAUCAAACGCAAACUUUUCUGAAAUUCUCUCUCUUGUUCCUUGAGUUUCCAUCACACUACUAACUUACUUGGCCAAUGAGAUCAUCUCUGUCCUUGCUUCCUGGGCUAUAAAAUUGUUGCACAAAACAUUCAUUCAAGAAAGGGGAAGGAGGGGAACAGAUCAAAAAGAAAGAAAGAAAGAAUGAAGACAGUAGAUAUGUUUACUCAGUCAGGAUCUGUAAUUGCGACUGUUAUGUUUAUUUGGGCUAUGUUCAAGCAAUAUUGUCCAUAUCAGUUGCAAAACUAUUUCGAGAAACACUCCAAAAGAGUCUUCACUUUUGUUUACCCUUUCAUUCAAAUUACGUUCAAUGAAUUCACUGGAGAUCGUUUCAUGCGUAGUGAAGCUUACUCUGCUAUCGAGAACUACCUUGGUUCUAGUUCAUCCAUGCAGGCUAAGCGGCUCAAGGCUGAUGUCGUCAAGAACAGCACCCAGUCCCUUGUUCUUAGCAUGGAUGAUUUUGAAGAGGUUACUGAUGAGUUCCAAGGAGUCAAACUGCGGUGGGCUUCCGGGAAACAUAUUGCCAAGACACCAUCAUUUUCUUUCUAUCCAGCAACGGAUGAGAGAAUGUACUACACGCUCACUUUCCAUAAAAGACACCGGAAUCUCAUACUCGGGACUUACUUGAGUCAUGUCUUGAAAGAGGGUGAUGCAAUCAAGGUGAAAAACCGGCAAAGGAAGCUUUACACCAACAGUGGAUCAUACUGGAGGCAUGUAGUGUUUGAGCAUCCGGCUAGUUUUGAGUCGAUUGCAAUGGAGGCUGAUAAGAAGAAGGAAAUCAUGGAUGAUCUCAUCACAUUUAGCCAGGCAGAAGAGUUCUAUGCAAGAAUUGGAAGGGCUUGGAAGCGGGGUUAUCUUCUUUAUGGCCCCCCAGGGACUGGUAAAUCCACUAUGAUCGCAGCCAUGGCUAAUCUUUUGAACUACGAUAUCUAUGAUCUCGAAUUGACUUCUGUGAAAGAUAACACGGAGCUGAGAAAGCUACUGAUCGAGACAUCGAGCAAAUCCAUUAUUGUGAUCGAGGAUAUUGACUGUUCUCUUGAUCUAACCGGUCAAAGGAAGAAGAAAAAGGAAGAACAGGGAAGGGGAGACGAGAAGGAUCCAAAGCUGAAGCUGCCAAAGGAAGAAACAGACAGCAAACAGAGUCAGGUCACUCUUUCUGGGCUUUUGAAUUUUAUUGAUGGACUCUGGUCAGCUUGUAAAGGAGAAAGACUGGUUGUUUUCACAACUAAUUUCUUGGAGAAACUCGAUCCAGCUCUCAUCAGGAAAGGAAGGAUGGACAAGCACAUAGAAUUGUCCUAUUGUAGCUUUGAAGCAUUCAAGGUUUUGGCUAAGAAUUACCUUCGGCUUGAGACACACCACUUGUAUUCCAAGAUCCAAGAGUUGCUGGGAGAGACCAAAAUGACUCCCGCUGAAGUGGCGGAGCAUUUAAUGCCAAAGACUCUUCCUGGAGACAACAAGGUUUGCUUGGAGGGACUAAUAGCAGGGCUUGAGAAGGCAAAAGAGGACGCCAGAUUGAAAGCUGAAGAAGAAGCAACAGAAAAGGAUUCAUCACCUGAAGAAAAAGCAAAAGAAAAGGGCUCAUCACCUGAAGAAAAUGCAAAAGAGCGAGGAAAAGAGAAUGGUUUCUGUGAUAAUGGAAAUACAGAAACGAAUUGUAAGGAAAAAGAGUAGGGCUUCAGCCACUAAAGAUCAACACUGCAGCAUUUCAGAUUGAAGAAGUUUGGUCUCUUGAGACAGAAUUAUCACACUUGUAUUAGUUCAAUGACAGCAAUGCCAUGUAAUUUGCAGUAUUUAUGAGGGGAUUAACAGUCUUAGAGAUGUUUUAGAUUUCUUCUUAAUAAUUAAACUCGAUUAGAUGAAA